AUGGGCCCUACGCACUCCGGCCGCAAUACCAAAUUUGUAUACCCCGAUUCAGUAGGGAUCUUCGUCUUCAUAUUCCGUCUUUACCGGGAUUCUGUACUGGCCCCGAGUACCAUAUGGACUACACUAGAACGCGUCUGUCCCUUGGCCAUCAGAUCGGUUGGCGGGGCCAUCCCGCAACCGGGUCCCCACGAGUGCCACGAAUGCCACGAGUGCCACGAGUCCCACAUGUCCUUCUCCGUACCGACCUUUCAGUGGAUAAGGUCCACUCCUGCUCCAACAUCUGUCGCACGGGAGGACCAGAAAAGGGGUAUCGCCAAGUUUGUGGAGUUGCUGCGAAAACCUACCGACGGCCCUAUCUAUGACCCCAGAUUGUUUGUAUAUGAAGAGUGGGUGAAGGGCGAAGGGCGCCGACGACACGACGACGACGACAACAACGACGACAAAAAAGCAGCGACACCCAACUUGCUCAACUUGUUCCUGCCAAGUUAUUUUGAAACGUAG
This is a messenger RNA of Sodiomyces alkalinus F11, 501 nucleotides long. RefSeq lists its product as hypothetical. The transcript is spliced from 5 exons. The record is from RefSeq and is a predicted model, not a curated record. Bases 1 to 501 code for a protein of 166 amino acids. NCBI's taxonomy places the organism in Eukaryota, Fungi, Ascomycota, Sordariomycetes, Glomerellales, Plectosphaerellaceae.